AUGGCUCCAACUUCUACUGCUUUGAAUACUUCUUCAUCUACUGAAAGUACCAGUUCUACUCAUUCAAUCGAACAUUUGAUCUCCGACAGAGCUAAAAAUCGUUCUUUUAAACAUUUUGCAGCUAAUGCUGAUGAAAAUGCUCCUAAGAACUUUAAACCACAUCCUAAACCACUUGCAUUAAGUUUCGGAAGGCCAAAUGCACAAUUCUUCCCUGUCAAAAAGAUUACUGUUGAAUUGGAUCACUACCCUUUCCAAGAUACUAUUUUUGAGAAUGAAGUCAUUGAAGAGCAAGACUUGGUAGUAAUUGAUAAAUUCCCAACUGAUAAAAAUGAUUUGGGUGCUGGUGAAGCAUUACAAUAUGGUGAUGUUAGUGGUUUACCAAAUUUCCAAAAAUUCUUAAGAGAAUUUGUAGAAACUAUCCAUAAACCUGCCAAUUCUGAAUGGGCUAUUACUGCAACCAAUGGAUCAGGCGAAGGUUUGAACAAAGUUGCUGAUGCUUUAAUCAAUCCAGGAGAUAUCGUAUUAUUUGAAGAAUUCACCUUUUCUCCAUUUGGUAACAAUGUUAGAAAUGUAGGAGGAAUUACCGUUCCAAUUAAAUUAAAUUUUAAAGCCACUGAAGGUGCAGAUAUCGAUAUUAAAUAUUUAUCUCACUUAUUAGAUAAUUGGAAUGAUAUCUAUCCUGAAUACAAAGAUAGAAAACCAAAAGCUUUUUACACUAUUCCAACAUGCCAAAAUCCUACUGGAUUAACUCAAAGUACUGCCACUAGAAAAGCAAUUUACGAUUUAGCUUCGAAACAUGAUUUUAUCAUUCUUGAAGAUGAUCCUUAUGGUUACCUUACUUUACCUCCAUUCCAAAAGCCCAAUAAGGAAACUUUGGUUAGUGAAAAUUCCUUACAAAUUGAUGAUUACCUCGAAAACCACUUGCCUAAAUCAUACUUACAGUUUGAUACUGAGGGUAGAGUUAUUAGAAUUGAAACUUUCUCUAAAGUCUUUGCACCUGGAUUAAGAUUGGGUUUCCUUGUGGCCAAUAAGAAGAUUGUUGAAGUGGUUAAGAAGUAUUCUUCUAUUGUUACUAGAGCUCCUUCCGGUCCUUCACAACUCAUCCUCUUGAACGUUAUUCAACAAAGAUUUGGAGGAAUUAAAGGAUGGUUACAAUGGAUUCUCAGAAUGAGAUUAGCCUAUGCUCAUAGAAGAAAUGUUUUAAUCGAUAGUAUUGUCAGUCUGUCAGCUUAUGAAAAGGAAUAUAUUAAAGUCAUCAGUUGUGAUGCAGGGAUGUUUGCAUCAUUACUCGUUAAUUUCCCAGAAGGUACUACUGAUAUUGUUGAUAAAAUAAAUCUUUUAAAUUACAAAUUCUUAGAAAAGGGAGUUACUGUUGUGUUGGGACAUAAGAUGUCAGUAAAUCCAGAAUUCAGUGAACCAAAUGCUAAUUUCUUAAGAUUAAGUUAUGCACCUUUAGAUAAGGAUGAAGAAUUAACUGAAGCAGGAAAAAGAUUAGGUGAAGCUGUUGAAGAAUUCUUUGAAAACGGAUUCACUUAUUAA
Messenger RNA from Scheffersomyces amazonensis, 1539 nucleotides. RefSeq names its product aminotransferase-like domain-containing protein. NCBI's taxonomy places the organism in Eukaryota, Fungi, Ascomycota, Pichiomycetes, Serinales, Debaryomycetaceae. Gene Ontology annotation, molecular function: L-2-aminoadipate:2-oxoglutarate transaminase activity; pyridoxal phosphate binding; aromatic-amino-acid:2-oxoglutarate transaminase activity. The coding region runs from base 1 to 1539 and encodes 512 amino acids. Gene Ontology annotation, biological process: aromatic amino acid catabolic process; L-tyrosine biosynthetic process. The transcript has a single exon. The record is from RefSeq and is a predicted model, not a curated record.